UGCCUUUAAUGAUUUUUGUGUACCCCUAGCUAAAAUUUGUUAAUUUCCUUGUGCAAUGGGUCCCUCGAAAUUUUGCUCAUCGUCUGGUCAUGCAUCGCAGUGCCACCUUUGCUACACGUCCGAGAGAAAAAGUCAAAACAUUACAAUGCAGUUAAGUUUGCAGAAUGCCUAUGUGAAAAAAUAGAAAGAUUGAGUCACGAAGAAGUUGAUUCAAUUGUUAGUCGUCCUCUCCUUGAAGCAGCACGCUAUGGCAGCUAUGAGCUUGUUGAAAUUAUUGUGAGAAAAUUUCCUUCACUAGUUUACUCUAUAGACCGAAAUGACAAGAAUAUAUUCCACCUUGCAAUAGAGCAUCGAUGCGAAAAUGUGUUUAACUUGGUUUAUCAGAUGAGUCAACAUAGGCACCAAUUGAUGAUUUCAGCAGACUCAUCCCGCAAUACCAUGCUGCAUUUGGCUGGAAAACUAGCGCCCCAAAAUAAACUAAACCUUGUUUCCGGCCCAGCUCUUCAGAUGCAACGAGAAUUACAAUGGUUCAAGGAAGUAAAGAAGCUUGUACCGCCUUCUUACUGGGAGAUUUGCAACAAUGAGGGCAAAAUUCCGAGUGUAGUAUUUACUACGGAACAUGCUGAGUUGAAGAUAAAAGGAGAACAAUGGAUGAAAGAUACAGCAAAUUCAUGCACAAUUGCAGCUGCACUCAUUGCUACCAUCGCAUUUGCUGCAGCAAUUACAGUUCCAGGUGGCAAUGACGGCGAAAGUGGACUCCCCACUUUCGCCAGAAACGUUGCUUUCAUUGUUUUCUCCAUCUCGAAUGCAGCAUCACUAUUCACUUCUAGCACCUCCCUGUUGGUGUGUUUAUCCGUUCUGACUUCCCGUUAUGCAGAAGAAGAUUUCCUUUAUGCUUUGCCUAGGAGUCUAAUUCUGGGUUUGUUUACUCUAUUUCUCUCCAUAACACUCAUGACGAUUAGCUUCAGUGCAACCGUGUAUAUUGUGUUCGGGCAGAAGAAAGCAUUUGUGCUUGCAUCUGUGGCUACACUGGCUUGCUUACCAAUCGUCUCCUUCGUGCUUUUGCAAUUUCCCCUCCUUGUUGCUUUGAUGUCUUCCACAUAUGGGCAUGGCAUCUUUGGCAAGAAAAGCAACCGCCCAUUUUAUUGAGGAAAUUAAUGUGGAGACCCAAAUGCAUGAAUUGAACCUACUUUAUCUGGAGGACUAAGUCGCUGACUUCCGCGUUUGAUAUUGAUCUUAAAUUUUCUUAUUUGCACUACAUUAUUUUUUACAAAUUUCUUCUGACAUA
Messenger RNA from Nicotiana tabacum (common tobacco), 1288 nucleotides. RefSeq lists its product as uncharacterized. Lineage: Eukaryota; Viridiplantae; Streptophyta; Magnoliopsida; Solanales; Solanaceae. The record is from RefSeq and is a predicted model, not a curated record. Gene Ontology annotation, cellular component: membrane.